GAUAGUGAGAACAUUUCUCGAUCGAAUAAUAUAGAAAAUUGAUAAGAAUUGUAUACGCAUUUACAUUCUUUUAGUUCCGAUAAAUUAAACGGAAUUAAAUAAACCAUAUCUCAUUCUAAAAUUGGAAUAAUGAAUAAAACAAAAUCGAUUCAAAUAGAUGUCGCCGAUAAUUUUCACUCUCGAAGGUCAAUCUCAUCGAAUUUGAUUGCGAAAUUUAUAUUUAAAUAGCAAACAGUUCUGAUGUAGCAAGCAAUUUCGUUGUGCUCGAGAAUAUAAGAUCGUUUUAUUAUCCGAUUCAGAUUGUGGAAUAUGGAUGCACCAGCCAAUUUCGUUCAGUGCGGUCUCAAUUUAAAUACUGGCGGUUUAAUCAUUGGAUAUUUUCAAUUAAUUACGUCGGCAUUAUUCCUUAAAUAUAUAUGUGCACCGGUUGUGAUCUGCGUCAUUUUUCUUCUGAAUAUGUUUUUGAGUUUUCCUUGGAUUUAUGGUUUACUCAGCAAUAAGUUAGGAUUCAUGUGGGUGAACAUCGUUUGGACAUCGUUCAAACUGUCGCUUGUUAUCUGUGCAUCGGUUUUCUGUGGGGUUUAUAUUGUCAUUUACAAUAUUUUCAAUGUAAUUGGUGAGUCUUUUGACAAAAAAAUGAUACACUUUGAUGAUUCGUCUCUAGAAUUGCUAAAUUAUGGAUGGAUCAUUUGUACAGCAGUUGCAGCACUGGAAUGGGGACUAUUAUCUGCCAUGAAGAUUUUAUACAAAUCGAAGGAAAACGAAACAUCUUCUGACACCGGCUCAACUAACAAGCACAUUUUUUAUACCGACAACAUCUAUAGUUUUGUAGCAAAUGAGAAAAACGACCAAACUGAAAAAUCUCACAUUGAAAAAAUAAGUUCGUAAUGUGACAAUAUAAAAUUAUCAACAAACAAGUUUUAUUCAUAAAUAAAAUAUUGUAAAAGGCAACAAAAAAAUUA
Messenger RNA from Contarinia nasturtii (swede midge), 962 nucleotides. RefSeq lists its product as uncharacterized. The transcript is spliced from 4 exons. The record is from RefSeq and is a predicted model, not a curated record. The coding region runs from base 310 to 888 and encodes 192 amino acids. NCBI's taxonomy places the organism in Eukaryota, Metazoa, Arthropoda, Insecta, Diptera, Cecidomyiidae.